GGAAAGGAAAGGGGGGAGUCGAGGAGGGAUAGAGAGACUUGGGAUUUGGAUUGUGUGCAUGAGAGAGAAAGAGGAGAGGAGAGGGGAGGGGAAAAGUUGGACACGGACAAUCUUGCAGCAACUUUUUUUCUUCUUUCCUUUCUCUGUGGAGGAAGCCUCAAGAAAGAAAGUCAACGGGACAAAAGACACACUGGAUUACAUUUGAAUUGCAUUUGCAUCGCCCUGCAGGAUUCCCCUGGAUACGUACAGGCGUUUAUUUCCGGAUUAAUGUGGUCGCAAAUUUGUGGAUUUAUCAAUAGUUGAAGCUGGUGGCUGGGGUGAGGUGUUUACGGAGGAGCGAAACCAUGUGGCUUCUCUGCUCCUCUCUGACUCUGUUGGCCCUCAGCUUUGGAUCAUGUGACCUGCUGACAUCAGAGCAAGAAGAACAGUGCCCGUCCUUACAAGUGGAUGAGUGGAAGUUUCCUCAGGCAUCCAGGCACAAUAUCACAGGUUUUAAUCUAGUGAGGCGAUUUUCCCUGCUCAAGAGUAAAGAUGUCAAGAAGAUCCGCAACCCACGAGGACCCGUCAUCCUCCGCCUGGGCAAGACUGCACUCCUACGCCCAACCGAUCAGGUGUUUCCUAAUGGCCUACCAGAGGAGUUCACCCUGAUCUUCACUCUGGCGUUAAAGAAGGCCGCCCUGAGAGACACCGUCUACCUCUUCCAGAUAUCUGAUCAGGAGGGAUACCCACAGCUCUCUUUAGACCUCAGCGGCCCUGAGGGCACCCUGUCCCUGCGUGCCAGAGGGGUAGACCCCACAGCUGACCUGGUGAGCUGCGUUUUCAACGGGGAGGGGGUCGAGGCCUUGAUGGACUUGAGCUGGCACAAGGUGGCCCUCAGCGUGCAACAAGGAGCCGCCUCCCUCUACAUGGAUUGCAACUCC
Molecule: messenger RNA, 920 nt
Organism: Epinephelus moara (kelp grouper)
Lineage: Eukaryota; Metazoa; Chordata; Actinopteri; Perciformes; Serranidae
Product: collagen alpha-1(XVI) chain-like
Exons: 6
Source: RefSeq, a predicted model, not a curated record